Xyrauchen texanus (razorback sucker) is the source of this 1559-nucleotide messenger RNA. RefSeq lists its product as uncharacterized. Gene Ontology annotation, biological process: regulation of toll-like receptor signaling pathway. The transcript has 3 exons. Lineage: Eukaryota; Metazoa; Chordata; Actinopteri; Cypriniformes; Catostomidae. The record is from RefSeq and is a predicted model, not a curated record. The coding region runs from base 108 to 905 and encodes 265 amino acids.
AAUCGAACUGUAGAGUGAUACAACUUAAUAGACAUUUACUGUCACUCUUGAGACGUCAACAGGCUUGAGAUAACAGGCUUUCUACUCUAAAAGUGCUGGUGGUUAUCAUGCUUGGAGAACCGUUCCUUCAUAUUUUGAACUGCACAGAAGAUACCACAAAUUGUGAUGGAGCAGCUCACACACACUCACAUACCUCAAUGGCCAAUCCCGACACCUGUACAACUAGCGUCACUGCCCGAUCAUCUCUGAAACCACGAACUGUGAGAGAAAAUCCAGGGCCUUGUCGGGCCUCUGCACCCAGCAAUGCUAUGCCCAUUCUCAGCUGUAGCGGUGAGGAUCACUUGGGCAUGACACUAUAUGGUUCCUGGUGCUGUCCCAGCUUCUACAAGGACUAUCCGGACCUCCAACUUGCAGGUGACCAGCUAGAGAAUUGGAGUCCUCAUAACCCUGCCAUUCUCAGCUCACAGGACAACAGGCCACUGCUGCAGUCUCAGGACCUGAUCUCACUGGAGACCUCUCUGGCACAUGGUCAACAGGCAGAGGCUGUGACCCAGCGGGAUGAGGGUUAUCUUGUUAUAGAGAGUGGUCAGAGUCCUAGCUGGGAGAGAAGGCUCACCAACUCCAUGUUGAAUGGUUAUCUGGAGAUCCAAAUGCUGGAGGUGUUUUGCCAGCACAUGCAAAACAUGGCAUGCAGUGGAUCAUCAUUGCUUGGCACUGAUGUCAUGCCAACAAUGGUGCACACUAGCCUUACUGUACCCAGUGAACAGAGAGCCAAUCAAGAAGAGGCACUGUAUUCUUCAUCAAAUAAUGUUGUGCGGUACUUGAGCACUUAUUCAGCUCCAGUCACUUCCCACUUCAGCUCACCAGUGCUGCGAAUUUCAGAAGCUGAGGAGCCAACCUCAUAAACAUACAUGCUCAUCAUGACAUCCUCACUCCAACACACUACAAGUAUUUAAGGGUGAACACAGCAUGCAAGGAGUGCUACUUGAGUGUAAAAUAAUUCCCACUGGUGCUCUUUGGAUAAGGGAUAUACUGUUCAAAUGUUCUAGUAGUCCAAGGCACCCAGAGUAGGGUAUACAUUUAAAAAAAAGCCUUUAUUAGGUCAUGGCUUCUGGAUUAAAACAUACCACAAAUCGACGUGUUGCGUCUUACAAAGACUUCAUUGGGGAUGAUUUGCAAAAAUCACUGUUACAGUGAGGCACUUACAAAGGAAAAAAAUACACAGUGCUAAAAGUAAAGCCACAAGACUUAAGGGUAAGUUCACACAAAAAUUAAAUUCUGUGAUAAUUUACUCACCCUCAUAUUGUUCCAAAUCUGUAUGACUUUCUUUCUUCCAUGGAACACAAAAGAAGAGGUAGAAUGACACCCUUACUGUAAGCCCAGUUCACACCGCGAACAACAUUGUUGCUUGGUGUCGCUUGUAGUGCAUGCACACUAUCAAUACAAGCCAGGAAAAUUGUGUUUUAGCGUAAUAUUAAAGAAGAACAAUUUAUGAUAUUGUCAGAUUUUAUUGCUUAUUUGAAAUACUGUAUGUUCUGACGUUACCAUGAUCUUGAACA